CCGAAACAAUAAUGGUGGUGUAGGGCUUGCCAGAUUAAAACCUUCCCCAAUCUCUCAAUUUCCCCCUUUUUCAAAGAAAGCCCUCACUGAUUCUUCCUGCUCAUCAUCCUGUUUACACUUCUUCUUUUCUUUUGAUUUAAUGGAUAAUAGCAGAUUAGAAGAACCUAUUUUCAAUCCUGUUUAAGCAUCAAGUUCUUUAAUCCCCCAAACUAAUUUGGGUUUUCGAUUCUUUUCGUGUUAGGGUGUAUACAUACAUGUUGUUGUAUCUAUAGAUUGGUGAAGUGUGUAUAUGCACAUUUGUUCGAAAACCCAUUCGAUUUUCUCUCCCCAUUAAUUCAUUCUUUCAGCUUUUUCCAUCAUCAAUUCCUAGAUCAAAGCUCAUCACCAUCAAUCAUCUAUCCCUGCUUCUCCACUGCGUGUUUAGGUGUGUGUCUGUGUGUGAGAGAGAUAUAUAUACAUACAUACAUAUACAUAUAUAUAAAAUGGGAGUAUGUGGAUCGAAGGAACAAGGGUGUGUGCGAGUUGGAUUGGGUUCUGGAAAGAAGAAACAGCAUGGAGAUCGAGGAGAUGGAGAACCGAUAUCGAGAGUUCAUGGAAGAAGAAGAAGACGAUUGGGGAGGAAGAAGACGAGUGCUGGCACUAAUCGUUAUUCAUCUCGUAGCAAAGUUGACCCUUCUGCUGAUAUCUGUAAUUCCAUGGAUCGUUCUAUUCGAAACCCUACAUUUCACGGAAGCACAGAGUGGUUUGAUACUGCAGCAGGGAUUGAGUCUGAUGGUGAUGAAGAUUUUUACAGUAUUCAAGAUGAUGUUGUAUCUCAAAGCAGUUCCAUUAGUGCAUCAGUAACUCCAAGAGUUUCCGAUCAUGUCAAUGGCGCUUCCUUCUCUACGUCUGAUUCACUAACGAAGCCGGGUGAACUACCAACUAAUGAAACCUCUGUUGGAUACGAUAAUGGAACUAACAUUUUUGGUAUACAAAACAAUUGCUUGCCGUGUCUUAAUUGCACGACCUCCACAGACGUAAAGAGCAAAUCAUCAUGUUCAAGUCCUCCAAGUGCAAAGAAGAAAGUUGCUUCAAGACUUUCCUUCAAAUGGAGGGAAGGGCAGUCCAAUCUUUCCAUAUUGUCCCCAAAAGCUAUUUUGCAAAGACCCGUUGCAGGCUCUCAAGUUCCGUAUUGUCCGAUAGAGAAGAAAAUGGCGAAUUGUUGGUCACCGCUUGAUCCAAGUACUUUUAAAGUGCGGGGACAUAAUUAUUUAAGAGAUAAAAAGAAAGAAUGUGCUUCAAAUCGUGCGGCUUUCAAUCCUAUUGGUGUUGAUGUGUUCUUAUCUUCCCGUAAGAUUGAUCAUAUUGCACGCCUUCUUGAACUUCCUAGAGUUGAAUCAUCCGGAAAAGUCCCUCCUCUACUUGUUGUAAAUCUUCAGAUACCGUUAUAUCCGCCUGCAUUAUUUCAACAUGAAUAUGAUGGAGAAGGGAUGAGUUAUGUUCUAUAUUUCAAGUUGUCCGAAAACUAUGAGGAACUUCCGCUCCAUUUUCAAGAAAAUAUCAGGAAAAUGAUCGAUGAUGAGGUGGAAAGAGUUAGAGGUUUCCCGGUAGAUACUAUUGCACCAUGCAGGGAAAGAUUAAAGAUUUUGGGGCGGUUGACAAACUUAGAGGAUCUUCAAUUGAGUUCAGCUGAAAGGAAGCUUAUGAAUGCUUACAACGAGAAACCUGUCCUCUCACGCCCCCAACAUGAAUUUUUCUUGGGAGAAAACUACUUUGAGAUUGAUUUGAACAUGCACAGAUUCAGUUACAUCUCUAGAAAAGGCUUUGAAGCAUUUCAAGAUAGAUUAAAGCAUUGUAUCUUGGAUUUCGGGCUCACCAUCCAGGGCACGAAACCUGAAGAAUUGCCGGAAUGUAUUUUAUGCUGCCUUCAAUUGAAAGAAAUCGAUUACGCCAAUUACAAACUACUUGGCCACUAAUUCUACAUCAAACCCUCUUAGAACUCGAAGGUCCAUAACCUAUCUUUUCUUGUUUAUUUCAUACGUAUACGCAUCUUGAAAUUAUAUAUGAAAUUACAUCGAGCUUUUUAGAAUACUUUCCCGAGUGUACAGCCUAUAAAACUAGAUUGUUUUCGUUUAAUUUUCUUCUAUAUAACGAAUGUAAUCUGUUAUAACGACUUGCAUCUUAUUUGGGAUUCCGUCACUUCAAGAACAUAAUAAAGAUUCGCCUUUUUGGCAUCCCGUA
Cynara cardunculus var. scolymus (artichoke) is the source of this 2220-nucleotide messenger RNA. RefSeq lists its product as uncharacterized. Bases 483 to 1955 code for a protein of 490 amino acids. NCBI's taxonomy places the organism in Eukaryota, Viridiplantae, Streptophyta, Magnoliopsida, Asterales, Asteraceae. The transcript has 9 exons. The record is from RefSeq and is a predicted model, not a curated record.